Messenger RNA from Anopheles coustani, 342 nucleotides. RefSeq lists its product as uncharacterized. The transcript has 2 exons. NCBI's taxonomy places the organism in Eukaryota, Metazoa, Arthropoda, Insecta, Diptera, Culicidae. The record is from RefSeq and is a predicted model, not a curated record. The coding region runs from base 1 to 342 and encodes 113 amino acids.
AUGAGCCAUUUGAAGUGCAUCGUGCUGUUCCUGACGGUUGUGGCCAUGGUGACUAAUGAGUCGCACGGGCGAAGUCUUGACCGAACGGUUCGAGAUGUCGUUGCCGAUGGCGUUGAAGUAGACCUGUCUGUUUCCGGCGAGGACAACCGGGCCGCGAUACCCGUGAUCAGCGAUAUCAUGCGGGUGGAGAAAAUUGCCGAUCUGCUGAUUUCCAUCGGUGAGCGCGUGCUUCCGGCGCUAUUGGACGGGCUGGCGGAACAGGUCACUACUGCAGCCGAGCGGAAGCUAAAACCGGCCGGACAGCACACCGAGAAAACAUCUCACGAGAGUAUACUGUCGUAG